Phoenix dactylifera (date palm) is the source of this 3071-nucleotide messenger RNA. It is a transcript of the gene MEF18, whose product is annotated as mitochondrial editing factor 18. Lineage: Eukaryota; Viridiplantae; Streptophyta; Magnoliopsida; Arecales; Arecaceae. Gene Ontology annotation, biological process: RNA modification. The record is from RefSeq and is a predicted model, not a curated record. Gene Ontology annotation, molecular function: RNA binding; protein binding.
UCCAUUAACUUAUGGAUACCAGCAUCUAAGUUUGUGAAUAAACCUAAAAAAAAAACUGAAUAAACUUGAAUAAAGUCAGCUUAUCUAGUUUUACAAAUUUAUUCAUAGCAAUGGGGAUGAUACGAUGAUGGUAGCUUUUUCUUUAAUAUAAAUUACGGUAAAUUGAUGGCCGGUACAUAGUUAUAAUCAUAUCAAGCUUGACUAUAACCAUAUUUUCGUUAUAAAAAAGCAAUAAAUAAAAAAUGAGUGCCGUAAAUAGGCGAGAAGUCGGCAUUCCGAAAAACACGCUUGUAAAGAAAGAGAGACGCAUCUAAUGCUCGAUGCCGCAAGAGGCACGGCCUUCUUCCCUCGAGUUCUCAAACGCUGCCUCCAUGCCGACGGCCAACUACCCCUUGAGUUCUCCCUCGUUGCGGCCCUCAAGUCCUCCGCCACCUCCCUCCGCUCCGGCGAGCCCCUGCACGCCCUCGCCUUCAAGUCCGGCCUCGCCCGCUCCAACCACUUCGUCCGCAACGCCCUCCUCAACCUCUACGCCAAGUGCGGCCGCCUCGAUGACGCCGCCCGCCUCUUCUCCUCCCCCGACGCCCCCCUGCUCCGGGACGCCGCCUCCUGGAAUAUCAUGAUCGCCGCCCACGCCAAGGCCGGCCGACUCGCGGACGCCCGCAACCUGUUCGACGCGGCGCCUCGCCGGGACCGCGUCACAUUCACCUCCAUGAUCAUGGCCCUCGCCCAGGCCGGCAGCCCUGCCGAGGCCCUCUCCGUCUUCUGCGACAUGGCCGCCGCAGGCGUCGCGGCGAAUGAGGUCACGCUCGCAAGCGUCCUCUCCGCCUGCUCCCGCUUGAGCUCACCACGAGGAAUCUCUAUGUCCCACGCCGUGGCCACAAAAUGUGGGCUUGAUGAGUAUGUCCUCGUCGCGACCAAUCUGGUCCAUGCCUAUGCCGUGUGCUCGCAGUUGAGUGAUUCUCGAGCUGUUUUCGAUCGGAUGCCAGAGAAGAACACAGUUACCUGGAAUGCGAUGCUCAAUGGUUAUGCUAAGGCCGGCCUCAUUGAUCAAGCUGUAGACUUGUUUGAGAGGAUUCCAGCAAGAGAUUUGGUUUCCUGGAGUACGAUGAUCGAUGGGUACUUAAAGGUUGAUAGGUUGGAGGAAGCUUUGAUCACGCUUUGUGGAAUGCUGCAAAAUUCUGAUGUGAGGCCGAAUGAAGUCCUGCUGGUUGAUUUGCUCUCGGCCUGCGGCCGCUGCUCUGCAGUUCGAGAAGGUCAGCAAUUGCAUGCUGCAAUUAUAAACACCGGAUUGGAUUCCUACGAUUUCAUGCAGGUGACACUGAUCCAUUUCUAUGGUGCAUGCAAGCUCAUUGAUCUUGCUUGCCUGCAAUUCGAAUUGGGAUGCAAGUCACAUGUUUCAUGCUGGAAUGCACUGAUGGUGGGGCUAGUGCGGAACAACAUGGUGGAUGCCGCGAGGGAGCUCUUCAAUGACAUGCCUGAAAAGGAUGUUGUCUCAUGGAGUACCUUGAUUGCUGGCUAUGUCCAGAACGGGCAGUCCAAUCUUGCUUUGGAGCUCUUCCGAGAGAUGCUAUCAAUGGGGUUUGAGCCCAAUGAGAUCACGUUGGUGAGCGUUCUCUCUGCUGUUGCAAGUUCCGGCACCCUGGAACAAGGGAAGUGGAUCCAUGACUAUGUGAUUAACAGGUCCAUCCCUCUAACUGAUAAUUUAAGCGCAGGGCUUAUUGAUAUGUAUGCAAAGCGUGGGAACAUCAUAGUUGCAAUCCAAGUGUUUGAUCAUGUAAAGGAGGGGUCAGCUUCAGUGUCGCCCUGGAAUGCAAUAAUAUGUGGUUUGGCGAUGCAUGGGCAUGCAGAUAUGUCCCUGAGCAUAGUCUCCGAUUUGCAAAGAAGAAACAUUAAACCCAAUUCGAUCACCUUUAUAGGAGUAUUGAGCGCAUGCUGCCAUGCAGGUUUGGUAGAUUCAGGGAGAUGCUACUUCGAGUUAAUGAGAAGAAAGUAUAAGAUAGAACCAACCAUAAAGCACUAUGGCUGCAUGAUUGAUCUUCUAGGCCGAGCUGGGUGUCUAGAAGAGGCAGAGCAGAUGAUCAAGGCGAUGCCCAUGAAAGCAGAUGUGGCGAUAUGGGGGAGUAUGCUGGCUGCUGCCAGGACUCAUGGAAAUCUGGAGAUUGGGGAGAAGGCUGCAGAGAGUUUGACAAGGCUGGAGCCCACUCAUGGGGCUGCCAGAGUACUCCUGUCUAAUAUCUAUGCAGAUGCCGGUAGGUGGAUGGAUGUGUUUCUCGUCAGGAGAGCAAUGCAGAGUGGUAGACUGAAGAAGAUGCCUGGAUGUAGUGGAGUUUUAUGAAUAAUUGCUGUUAGGGACUUGUGACUGAGCCAUAAUCCAAAGUCUCUAUUUUGUAGACACAGUGAUCAUAUUGCCUUUGCCAGAUAUCUGAGCGACAAAAUUCUGCAUCAUUAUUUGAUUUGUUUGAAGUCAUGAUUAAACUGUAGAGAGCAAGUUCUUGGGGUAUGGAUAUGUAGCAAGGGUGAUUCUGCGAACUGCGGAUCGUCCGUAAGCAUGAUGUUGUGGACCAUUGAUGCUUUGCAACUCAACUAUUUAUGCUAUCACAAGGGAAUUGAGCAAAGAGGGGAAGGAAAGGAAGAAUGGGAUGAAAAAAGAUGAUUUAUUGGCAGUACCAUUUGCUUUGGAUGAUCAUAAAUCCACAUAUCUGAAGUUGUGGAUUCAGUGAUAUGCCUUAAGCAGGUGAAUGCAUCAUUAAAUUCAUACCAGAGGUGGGUUAUAACAUGGAGCACUCAGAUUUACAGCAAAAGUACAGCCAACAGAUGAACUUCUUUGCAGCUGUUUCUUGAGAUUUGAGCUGAUAUACUUAAGCUUGGUUCGAAUCUUUUGUUUUAUCAGCCAAUAAAAGAAGCAUAUUUGAAUUGGUUAUUUUCAAACUUGUAAGAGUCUGUAAGCAACUUCUUUUGUCGUGGCUAUAAACUUCUUGCACAGAAUAGGUGGUUUCCAACACCAGCUAUGUCAUGGUUAUCUUUUUAGUCUUUGAAAAUUACAAAAUUUUAGAUGUGGGAAAAUUUUGUUC